UUUUAGUUAUCUCCUAAAAGUACUAAACAACUAAACGUAUAUUUUCUUGAUUUUGUCAUUUUUGCGUGACGGUAUCAUAACUUUUGUUGGCCGUUCUCUAUAGUUUCUUGAUUACAAUUAAUUAGGACUUUUUAUUAAGUGUAUGAAUGUUCUUAAUUGCUUCAGUUUUGGUUCGUUGUGUGCAUUCAUUAUUAUGCUUUGACAGUGGCUGAAACGACUCAAAUUUAACAGAUAGCUCAAAAAUGACUGAAUAUAAACUUGUAGUAGUAGGAGCAGGUGGCGUUGGAAAAUCAGCAUUGACUAUUCAGUUGAUCCAGAAUCAUUUUGUUGAUGAAUAUGAUCCCACCAUAGAGGAUUCUUAUAGAAAGCAAGUUGUGAUAGAUGGUGACACCUGCCUUCUGGAUAUUUUGGAUACAGCAGGUCAAGAAGAGUACAGUGCCAUGCGAGACCAGUAUAUGAGAACGGGUGAAGGUUUCCUUUUAGUUUUUGCAGUGAACUCCGCUAAAAGUUUCGAAGACAUAGGGACGUACAGGGAGCAGAUCAAGCGAGUUAAGGAUGCCGAGGAAGUACCAAUGGUUCUUGUUGGAAACAAAUGUGACCUAACAACGUGGGCUGUCGAUAUGAAUCAAGCUAGAGAGGUCGCCAAGCAGUAUGGAAUACCUUUCGUAGAGACAUCUGCUAAAACGAGAAUGGGUGUGGAUGAUGCCUUUUACACCUUAGUUAGGGAAAUUCGAAAAGACAAGUCAAGAGGAAAGCGAUCCCAUAAAAACUUUGGCAGCCACGGAAGGGUUCCUAUCAAGAUUAAGUGCUCAAUUCUAUAGGUCAGGAAAGUUGAUACUAGGGAUCUCUCGAGAAUGAGUGAUAAUCUGUUCUGCCCCCACUAUGAUCCAACUAUCGCCAAGUUUUGAAAAAUUUUACAAUUACUGUGUGAGUGUUUGAAGUGAGUGAAUUUGUGUGGUUAAGAGAAGGCAUAUGAGAUUACGACAAAGUAUUUUGAUCCUAUAGUUAUAGUCAAAUUUUAUUCUGAAAAAUUACUUUAUUGAAUUCAUUACCAGCAUCAUCAUUAAAACUUAGCUAACACUAUUGAAUUUGGAAUUGUCUUCUGAAAUUCACUUCUUGUUGACUUUUCUUUUUUUACCUCAAUAAUUCUUGAAUUUUUUUACUCAUGUGGAAAACUUUGGUUUUCUUCAUAAGUGAAAGUUGAAAUUGUUCUGAUAUUCAUUGUUUUUAACAGUAUCAAUUCAAAAAUUUCUGUAUCAUAAAACAUGAAAAAUAUUCAUAUUUCAAAACUUUUCCCAUUACUACGAUAUUUCACAAAAAUCCUUCAAUAGAGAAAUUCAAAUGAAUCGCAUCAUGAUUGAACAAGAAAGAAAUUUGAUGAAUAUAUUUCCAAAAUGUCAAUAUUAGGAUGGGAAAUACCACUGUUUCCUGACUAUUCAACAUGACUGCUGUCUUCAAAUGUUCAUAUUCAAGAAAUUUUCUUUCUAUUGAUGUACAUACUUAUCAAAAAAAUAUAAUUAAGGCAUUGUUGCUUCUAUAUUCUACGCACACAAGUUGUGAUGAAAAAUUCUACACAAAUAUUCGUAAGUAAUUGUUAAAGAGGAUGCUUAUAUAUUUUUCUUGGAUGGAAAUUUAGAUGAAAUUGGAAAGAACUGGGUUUUCAAGUAAUUUUUCUAGUUGCAACAUACUCGACUCAAUUCUGUAGACUGGAAGAAUAUUAUUGCAAGUUCAUAUAUUUUUCACAUUACUUGUCUACUGAGUUUUCUAGGUUUAGUUGGAUUUUCAGCAAAUGUUCUCAAAUCGGUAAAUUGGAAAAAAUAUGCUUUUACACAAAUGAUACAUUUUUUUGUGAAAAAAUAAAAUUCGACAGAUACUGGGAUACAUGUGACUACUCUUUAGUUAUUUUUCAUCUGGAGCCAAGCAGAAACUGAUGGCAAACUUGAAUUUCGAUUUAAAAAAAACAUCCUUAAAUCUUAUAAAUAUUUCUUUUAAGUAUAUUUUAUAAUGAUAAGUGCAUGUGAAACAACUUUUUUCUACGAAUAUUUAAUUGAAGAGAAUUAUUAUACUAUUGAAUCUGCAAGAACCACUUUUCCUGUAAAAUUAAACCCAUGUUUCAUGUGAAGUGUUUUCUAUUCUUCAUCUAACUGGAAAUUUAAAUAACAAUUUACUCGAUUCUUCGAUGUUGUUUAAAUAUUUAACAUUGUCGGUUACCUUCAUAAAUGUAGUCUUUUUUCAUAGAUGAAAAUAAAAUGAUAAUACUAGUACCUAACACUCUCCGGAGAUUCACGACCAAUUCAGAAAAAUAGAGUUAGAGUAAUGCCUAUGCAAAAAUGGUGAUAUGCUGAUAAGGGGGGAUAUGCCUUGGAGCUCUGGGCAUAUUUGGUGCAUUUUUGAUCGGUAUCUGGAAAAAACCACUUUCUGUUUCAUCUUUAUCAUCUAGUUAUUUAUUGUAUUAUAAAUAAUUCAAUUGUACCCAAGAUACUUGGGUUUUUCUCCAAAAAGAACCUUAUAGUAAACAAUUUGCGACAUUCAAAAGUGGAGUAUUACAAAAAUGUAUGAAUUGGAGUAAUAUGCUGACAGUCCAUUCUAUUCUAAGGUCUGGCUUCAGUGAAGAAUUCCUUUGAAUUAAAAAAUACAGUGCUUGAGACAUGAUGAUUGUUGAAAUAUGGUGUGUAUAAAAAAUUUUCCAAUUAAAACCAAAUAAGUUCAAUGAAGUUACUCGACAAUGUGCUUGUUGUUCACUGAGCAUUCAAAUAUAUGGUUGAUGAGCGUUAUAUGACAUUUAAACUCAAUUAUAUAUUUCGUGGUGAACUGUAAAUUUGAUAUACAAAACUUAAUUCAAUUCUCAGAACUUGUCCUCAAAUCUAAAUAUUUCAUUACAACAUCAAUAAAAACAUGCAUUUCUGUUCGUUUUGGAGAAUAUUUUUUUUAGUGAUUUCCAAUUUAGUUACGUUUACCUUGUAAGUUGACUCUAUGAAUAUGAAGUUCUACUUUUUUUGUGAAGAACCUCCAGUCAUAUUAUACGGUAUUAGUAAAUCAUCACAGUUUAUGAUUAUUUUUAUAAUUUACCAUAUGCAUCAUUUCAAGCAUAUAUGGGGUCAGAGUAUUAGAUUGGAAAAAUGAAAAUAUGGUAACUAAAUGGCACUGUUGCCUACAUAUCAAUCAUAGUUUCCUACAGUUUUCAAAUAUAGAAUAAUAAUAUGUAAAAUAUGUAAGAAAACUUCGAAAGACCAUCUGAAAAAUCUACAACACAUUGAGUGGUGUGAAUAAAAAUUAGGCUUAUACUUAUAGCAUUCAUACUGAGGUAGUUGAAACUAUAAGUACUGGCUAUUGUUAGAACUUAAUGUUUAGAUAUGUGCUGCAAGUUCAUCAAUUGUAAGGUAUAGAAAUCUCUCAGAUUUCUAUACCUUAGUGAAAACAGAAAUUGCAUACAUGGUACAUAUUUCGCUUAGAACUUUCUCCCCCUAUAUCUCAGAUGUUUGAAUUAUAUAAGAAAUCUCUUUGAAUAGCAAUAAUAGAAAUGAAUGGAAAUAAUUUUUUUUUAACUUCAGUGAAAUUGGUUGAUAACUUCUUAUUUCUUUUCUUCUCUGCAGUCCACAGAGAUGUCCAAAUCAUCCAUCUUCUUGAAUAUGUUGUCUCCAUUAUCAGCUGCAAUGCCAUCAUCCAAAAAAUUUACUAGACUAUGGGGAACUGCAAAAUAUAUGAUGAUUGAUGGAAUUCUUGAAUUUCACUCACCCCAUAUAUUGAACAGUUGAAAACAGAACCCUAGAAUAAAGCUUUUGUAGUACAACAUCAGGACAAAUCUUGUUCGGUGGUUGAUAUCAAAUCUUGGCUUUGCAACAGUUUGCGUCGUGCUUUAUUCAAAUUGUUGAGGUUGGGAAAUUUAUUCCAAAUUUAUGUUUUUUCCACAAUUGUUUCCAAAACAUCUAAGUGUUCAGCAAGGUAAUCAACAUUCACCAUAGAAAAUCUGUAUAAUUUGUGAUAGUCUUCAAGAUGACAAUCAGAUUAUCUCCAAUAAGGUUUAGAAACUGUCACAUUAAUAAAUUGGGCCUUUUUAUCACUGUACAGUUUUGUUUUUCACAAAUUUAAUAUAAUUUUCAAGCAUCAAAAUGAAUGGCCUGAAAUAUUGGCAGUAUAAACUCAAAAUAUCUAGCAUUUGCUAUGUAUUAUUCAUACCAAGUUGAGUUUUUGCUGGAAAAACAAGUACAAACUCAAUAACACAAGGUUGAACUUCUCAGUUUGAAUCGAAGAUAGUUAUUUUUUGCACUGUCCAUUUUAAUGUUGUUGAUUUCUUUGUAAACAGAUGUAAUAGAACAAUAAAUUUAGACAUUAAUAAAAUCUAAAUUUCAAGUUGCAUAUUUGAGUGGAGUUUGUGUGCACAAAGUUAUUCUUAAACUUUAAAAUGAAAGGAAUGUUUACUAUUACUGCUAUUAUUAUCUACUAUCUGCUCUUGGACAAAUUUGAGUUUUAUAUUUUCACCAAAUAUUUGUAAUCAUAAUCUAAAACUGAUCCAGUUGAAAAUUUGUAUUUUAGGAUAACUUUCUUGAUUCAAUUAGGGUUUUAUUUUUUAAAGUAUUCGCUGACUCAUUUUUAAUGAGAAAUAAAUAUAUGUUCAGAAUAAUUUAUUUUUUAAUCUGUGAUUCAUAGUUUGAAGGUCAACAGUGCAAAUCAAUUUUAUACUUUGAUUCAUAGCUGUAUGAUAUGUUUGUAAAUUUGACCUUAAGGCUAAUAUGAGUAGUGUAUAAAAUAUUUUGAUUGAACAAGCAAUUAGUGAGUCAUUGAUGAUUAUAAGUGAAAAGAGCAAUAACUGAUCAAAUUGAAUAUAGUUUGAAAGCAAGCAUCAACUUAUUAGUUUAUGAAAGCAAUGGGUUUCAAAUUGCGUAUAUAACAUACUCUUAUAUUUCCAACCAUAUUUUUAAGCUCCACAUUGGAGUAUGACGACAAUGUAAAAGGUAAUAAAAUUCUUCCAUCACUUUCAACAUCGAAUCAUUGUAUUUAUAUAAUAUCCUCUUUAACAAACAUGUUAUUGAUAUUUCCGUUAUUUUGAGCUGAGAAGCUUUUCUUGGUUUUUCGAUUAUGUUUUUUCUAUGAAGGUUUUUCUUAAUGUUCUACUAAUAUAGGUAUAUUUUGCCUUGAUAUAAAAAGAAAUAUCUUAGCAAUUAUUAGUUUAUAGGAAUAUCUUACUAAAAACUCUCUUAUUAAAAAUAAAAUGUUAAAUAUU
Messenger RNA from Leptinotarsa decemlineata (Colorado potato beetle), 5221 nucleotides. RefSeq names its product ras-like protein 1 (gene Ras85D). Gene Ontology annotation, cellular component: membrane. Gene Ontology annotation, biological process: signal transduction. The record is from RefSeq and is a predicted model, not a curated record. Gene Ontology annotation, molecular function: GTP binding; GTPase activity. Lineage: Eukaryota; Metazoa; Arthropoda; Insecta; Coleoptera; Chrysomelidae.